This is a messenger RNA of Lineus longissimus, 6063 nucleotides long. Its product is annotated as palmitoyltransferase ZDHHC8B-like. Gene Ontology annotation, molecular function: palmitoyltransferase activity. Bases 72 to 1781 code for a protein of 569 amino acids. The record is from RefSeq and is a predicted model, not a curated record. Gene Ontology annotation, biological process: protein palmitoylation. The transcript has 9 exons. Lineage: Eukaryota; Metazoa; Nemertea; Pilidiophora; Heteronemertea; Lineidae.
GUGAGACGGUGCUGGACAGAAAAUAGCGGAAGGGAUAAAACAUUAACUUUUUAUGAAGAAUUUUGGCCUUCAUGAUGCCACGAUGCAAGUGUUCGACACAGAUAAUACCCGCCACCGUUGCCUGGUCCUUACUUUUGGGUGCUACGACCCUGUUUUUCGUAUUUGGGUGCCCAUACUUGAUGAUGACAUAUACGAUAGCCAUCCCAAUAUACCAAGGCCUCCUGACGUUAUUCGUGGUCGCCAACUUUGCCAUGGCCACGUUUAUGGAUCCGGGGGUUUAUCCGAGGGCUCAUGAAGACGAAAUCCGAGAUGAUGACUUCCGAGCCCCUUUGUAUAAAAAUAUUGAUAUUAAUGGUAUUACUGUGCGGAUGAAAUGGUGUACAACAUGCCAGUUUUAUCGACCUCCAAGAUGUUCUCAUUGCAGUGUUUGCAAUAAUUGUAUAGAGACGUUCGACCACCAUUGUCCGUGGGUGAACAACUGUGUGGGACGGAGAAACUACCGCUACUUCUUCCUCUUUCUUGUGUCAUUAGCCGUUCACAUGGUCAGCAUAUUUGCCUUGUCUCUUGUAUAUGUCCUAGAUCACAAAAAUACGUUAGUUACUCUUCAUAAUAUUGUGUGUAUGUGUGUUAUGUGUCUGAUUGGUAUUCUGAUAGUUCCAAUCUGUGGUUUGACGGGAUUCCAUUUUAUACUUGUGUCGAGAGGGAGGACAACAAAUGAGCAGGUUACCGGAAAAUUCCGUGGAGGACACAAUCCCUUUACAAGAGGCUGUAAAUUAAAUUGCCAAUAUACACUGUGUGGUCCACAGUGGCCAAGGUUGUAUGGCAGAAAGUUCCGGCGUCACACUGUAGACAUGAAUAACAUAAACUUAGAAUUAACUACUAAAGUGUCGCAUGUCGUCGGUGACAACGAUGUCAAAAUCUACAUGGAUAACAGCAACGGAAUACAAAAGUCGUCACAUUCUUACAACAAGGUAGCCUUCUGUGCAAAUGAAGAAUUUAGCACAUCACAACAGGGAUUCAUAAUGCAGCGGAGCCUAUCUUUAGAAGAUGAGGAUGGACUUCAGAGCGUUUCAAGAGACUGUGACCCAUCGUCACCAACAGGUGCACCCAAAACAGACUCUUACGUUAACCUGUAUGACUCGUCACGAGAUAUCAUUGCCGGUACCUAUCACCAUGGCAGACGCAAUGAUUCGCCUCAAGUGCAUAAAUCACGCAGCGGCAGGAGCCCACCUCGGUCAAAAUCAGCUGAUCUUCUCGCCCAAGUUCCGGCAGAGAAAUUUGUUGCCCAUGGCACCCCACCAGUAGUGAGUGGCCGGCCUCCAAUCAGUUAUACUGAUCGAGCUCCAGCGUCCAGAUCUACUGCUCAAAUUUCCUUCCAGUCACCAGGUGGUGCAGUGAGACAGUCUAAUAGCAGAGACAAUAAGUUGCGGUCCCUAGAUCGUGAUCGCCAGCCACCUAGGCCGGCUGCUGAGUUUGGUGCAGUCUCCAGUCGGACGCUUCCAAACCGAACUUCAGAUCCUAGUUAUAGACCAAAGCCUAGUGUUAGUGAAGGCCAUUUGGCAGGGAGAACAAUUCAGCAGGCCCCCCAAGAGGGUACAUUCCCUCGACGCCCGAUGUCUUUUGUCAAAGCAUUAGAAAUGUCUGAGACAGUCGAGUUGCAGGAACCUGUGCGGCAGCCAAGGAAAGCACCUGCACCUCCGGUGCGGCAACCCCAAACACAGCCAAGGGGCGAAGGCAGCACGAUCAAUAUCUAUGGAUCAAGUUACGAAAUAUCUGUGUGAACAAACCUUGGGACUGUUAAAUUUGUUUUGGUUGUCCAAAGUAGUUAUAUAGUUCACCUCAUUCCCAGGAGCUUAAAGCUGCCUGAAUAUAUGUUUAGGUAGGCCACUGGCACCCUGGUAAUGUGGUAACUUAAAUGAUUAUCUGAGGCACUCGGUGUUCAAAACCCAAGGUGUCCGGUUGAGUAGAAAUCGGCACCACUUUUAACGUUACGAAUCAUUUUUACUUAAGGUUACAUUUUAAGUACAUGUAGUUUCUGACAAUGUUACUUCUACUGUAUGCCUUUUUCCAGAGAGAGCAGUGCCAAACAGACGUACCUGAUUACUUUUUCAUCACCCUUUGUACAGGGGCAUACAGUAGGGUUUUAAUUUGCCUGUACAUAGCAGCAUACAGGAGAUUGAGUGAUCGGAAAUUAAUAAAAGUGUUUCAUAUCGAAAAUGACCUAUUCUUCAUUAGAUACUUAUAAAUGGUCUUUGAAUUGAUGUAUGCAGUUGAGGGCCAUUCAUGAAGUUUUUUUCUUGCAAAAGUUGGGGUGGGCUUGAUGAUUUUCAAUUUCAAUACAAUUUGCUUUUAUUUAUAUGCAUGGAUAGCCUGUUUAAGAUUAAAUGCCAAGUUCCUGCAGUAGAAAACGGAUUAUCAAGAUAGUGAUAAAUUAUGGUGCCCAAUUGAUAGGGCUGUAUUGCGUGGGGAAUAGAUCUCCAGUUAUAAUAGACCCGCCCAAUCGUUGUGACUGGUGAAUUGAGGGCUGUAAAGAGUGCAAUUUCACCCCUCUAAAAUUUGGAUUUGGGUGAGUCUAUUGUGGCCCGUAAUCGAUGUAUUCAUUCGAUUGGGCACCAGGUCUGAGUGGCCUUUUUCUGUUACUCGGCUUUGCGCAUAUCAGCACUUAUUGUAGCUCAUUCUUCAUCAAAUACUUUUUCGCAUACUAUUACUAUUUAUGGUGUAGUUUAGCUAUUUUUUGGUUUGAUGACCAAAUGAUACACCAGUGUACAGGUAUUUGUUUGAAUUGUAGAUUUGAAUGCUUGUAUUAAAUUCCUGCCAAAUUUUGUCUUGUGCUCAACUUUGGCAAAAAAAUUGUCUGCAUCAUUUCCUGGAAAUGCAAUAUUUAUGUACAAGUUAAAGAAGCUUGUUUUUACCAGUAGACUUGGAAGUAUUUAGGACAAUUUGAUGAAUUCUAAAUCUCCUACUUGGACACAUAGCAUAUUAUGAAAUUUUGUUUGUUUAUUUAGUGGUGCCUUCAUCAGCAAUUUAUUGCUCAACUUUGGCAAAAAAAUUGUCUGCAUCAUUUCCUGGAAAUGCAAUAUUUAUGUACAAGUUAAAGAAGCUUGUUUUUACCAGUAGACUUGGAAGUAUUUAGGACAAUUUGAUGAAUUCUAAAUCUCCUACUUGGACACAUAGCAUAUUAUGAAAUUUUGUUUGUUUAUUUAGUGGUGCCUUCAUCAGCAAUUUAUUGACAAUGAUGUAAAGGAUUUCUUUAUAGCAUGAUUGCGACAGGCCUACCUUUUCAGAAAAAUAAAUUGCUAUGUGUUUGCCAGCACUGAGUCGAUGUCUAAGAUGAAAGUGAUUUGAACUCGCAAUUCUCAGGCCAAAGUAGUUAAAAAGUAUUUGUUGUUGAUAGACAUUGUGCCAGAAGUAAUUUUAUCUGUUUGUAAAAUAAUGAUUGAAAUCCAAUUAUGUUGUGUACAUUUAAAAGGAAUUGAGGAUCACCCAUUUAUUACUCCUUGAUUGCUAUGGUGGUAUAUUGUGGACAUACCAAAUGUUUUGGGUUAUGAGCUCCUACAAUGAGGUUGCAAACCUUGAUGGGCUGAUAGUUGACGUGUUGAGAUAGAUCUGGGAGGAAGAGGUAAAUUUUGCCAUACAAAACGAAAAGAUUUGUAUAUCUGUAUGAUGGUUGAUCACAGUGGCCAAUCACGACGAAUAUACUGGUUAGGGAGACAACAAAUCCGCUAGAAACUUUCAUGGCUAGUAAAAUUGGGGGGGGGGGGGGGGAGAUGAUGCACCUCUUUAAACUACAGGCAGUAGUCUUAUUAUGGCCCAGAACCAGUUUUUAUGUAUAAAAUUGGCCACUGUGUUUAUGUUGUUUGAUGGCAACAAUGGUAGGACCAUAUGUGAUACAUCUUUAACCAGGUUUGAUUAUACUGUGUAGCCUGCCAUUUGUACAGGAUGCUGAAUGCUGCCAUUAGUGGGUUUUGUUUUAGUGCUAAUGCCCUUUCUGUCAUUUGUACCAGUCCAAGUGUUCUUCAAUCAUAUUUUUUUACCGGGUGGUUCAAGUUUAGGUUUCAACUGCAAAUGGAAUUGUCUGCGAAUCCUCAUUUUUAAAAAAAUUUGGUCAAAGCAAGAUUAAUAAAGGCCAGUCUUUGUCUUUCGCAAGGGCAAGUGAUGUUAAGUAAACUGAUAGAGUGUGGGUCUUCAAUUAGAUAUAAGAAGAGGAGAUACAUUUUUUGAUUGAAUGAGAUCAAGGUACGGUAUAUGGGGCUUUAUCUUUCUAAACUGGGUACUUUUGUGUAGCACCAGCUUUUUAAUCAUAUUCGCAUGAACAUUGUGAUAAUCUAAAGCUUUGUUAUUAAAGGAAGUAGAUUCUUGUAUGUGUGUACACAAUGUAUUUAUUUGUAAUUAGCUUUUAUACUCCCUUUCUUGAUAAAAGAAAACUGGCGAUACUAAUUUCAUUGUUGCUAUCAAUUGCCAAAAAGCAGUAUUUUAUGGCUAUUAAAGUGCUCCAGUACUAAAAUGUCCGUUCACAUGUUUGAGAGCAUAAGGAUCCUUGUCCAGCUCUGCAUUACUUAUUUAUCAAUUCAGAUUAGGCUGAAUGAUUAUAUUUGUUGGCCACAAGCAGAUGACAGACAGUAAAAGGCAUAUUGUGUGUGUGAUUAAUUAAAUUGCCUCUCUGUAUUAACUAGAAGUUUUUCAUGUCAAAUGGCAUUGCAUCUCGUUUUCUAAAAUCUCACUGGAGUUUUCAGCUGUUUUUCCCGAGAACACUACAGUUUUACAAACUGUCUGUUUAUCCCUUUCGUUGCUGUCCAUUUUGGUCACUGAUAUAUCGGAAGGACCUAAACCGACCUGUCAUAUUUUAGCUUCCCAUCCACACACCUCAGAAGCCACAGUAAGGAUCUCACCCUUAGUUUUGUGCAUCUUUCAUAGAUGGCAGCACUGUGACUUGUGUAGAGUGGGUGAAAAGUAAAAGGGUGUGUACUGUUCUGUGGGUCAGUUGUGCUGAAGGGGUGUUAUCUAUGUACCGCUCUGUGGGUCAAUGGUAGCGAAAGGGAUAAUUAGCCUAAACUCAAGCUUACCCUUUAGGCUUAGAGUAGUAUUUUUCACUGCACUUUUGUACAUUUGUAUUAAUCCCUUGUGCUCAGGUACCUGCACUUCAUAUCCAUCUUGCCUAGCCACUUUCAACUGUGUGAUUAUGAUGGUAGUUAUUUGAUAAGCCUCUGUAGGAGACUAUUGUAUAUGUAUAUUAUGUUCUUGGUAAAAGGGGAUUAGUGGCAGGAGCUGAGGGAUCCAAUUGGCUCCUUCCUAUAGUCCCCAGUUAAUGUCCAUGGAUUUGGGAUGCCAGAGUAAAAUACAAAGUUACAAAUAUGUACCUCCCGUGUAGAUGAGGGGAAUACUAUUUCAUAUUAGAAAUCCUGCUACUGUUGAGCUUGAUGCCACUAUCCCCUCCAAACAGUCUUAAUUGCCAUCAGUAACUGACGAAACACCUUUGAUGUUAUGUUUUGUCAAAAAAUGUACAUUGUUGAUAUAUAACUCAUGUGCAUAGCUCUACACCAUGUGAACAUUUGUAUCACCCGGCCUAUAAAUGUGCUUGAAGAAGAUUCUGUUCAAGUUAGUAGAUAUGUCAUCAAUCAGUUGAUAAUUUGUGUUCAUACUUUUGGGGUUUGCUGGUGGAGGGAAAUUUUGUAAGAGUAUGAGAUAAAUUUAAGAUUUGUUCAUACAUUCCAUUCAAUUUUCUCUCAGAUGAGAUCCUGCCCUUACUUUUGAGUCGAUUUUAUUUCAGGUUGUAGAAUUGACUUCUGAAUCUAGAGCUGUGAGCUAUCUGAAGAGAGAUUCCAAUUAUCAAUCGCAAAAGAAGAGCACCUGCCCAAUGUGGAAGGAUGGCAUUCAGCAGUUUGUCAAUUUACUUGAGUAAUCAUCUUGACUUGCAGUGGUUUGGUUCUUCUGCUAAUGCAUGAAGUCGUAUUGUCUUUAUGACAUGGUCACUGCAUCUUGGGUCCUACAUCUAGGAUGUUGAGUACCGGAAAUAGGUUUUCUUGCUCGACUGAAUGUAAACAUUUUAUAUUCAAUGGGGUGAAU